AUGGCUUACGGUGUGCCGUAUAAGCGGUAUUUUACCACACAGGGCGAGCCUUUUACUAGCAUACUCAGGAAGGGCGCAGGCUGUGUUUUCAGUCUGGCGAGAUCAGAUAAAUGGGUAGGCCGUCGCCUCCCUAACUUGAAUCAAUGGGAGCAGCAAGCGCAACAGCAGCAACGUGUGUCCGACAGCCUGCAAUGGCUUGGGCCGGAUAGUCUCAUCAAUGCCCCGGCGCCGUCCAGCGAUAACAGCAGUGACUUUGGGCUCUUUGGCGACGUUUCCCCCUUCUUGGAUAUUCUCCCUCCUCCUUGCGACUUCGACACCCAGGCACUUUUCCAGGGCCUUGAUGAUGCGACGUGGGACUUUGGCAACACCGUUCAGACAAAUUUGGGAGAUGGACUGUUUGAUAACAUCAUGAUUCCUGAUAUGAACGUUACUCUGGAUGCACAGCAGGCGCUCGACAUGGCAGAUGGCUUCCUCGCUCAGGAGCAGCCUCUCACCGUCAACUCUUCACCCCUCGAGCAGCCAUCUACAUCCAGCACACCUCACCCCACCAACAAAACCUCCUCAUCAAUCCCCGGAACAUCCACCUUCUCUCUACACCCCUCACCAUCUUCAUCCUCAGGCUCCUCCCACAAGCGCAAGUCCUCGCCCGAAGACCAGGACUCCAACGUGGCCCUCAAGCGCCAGCGCAACACGCUCGCGGCUCGCAAAUACCGUCAGAAGCGUCUCGACCGCAUCAGCGAGCUCGAAGAGGCCCUGGCUACCAUGAAAGAUGAACGGGAUGACAUGAGACUUCAGCUCGCCAGGAGAGAGGCUGAGGUGGAUGCCCUGAGAGAGAUGCUCGCAAAGAAAUGA
Messenger RNA from Fusarium sp. VM40, 852 nucleotides. Lineage: Eukaryota; Fungi; Ascomycota; Sordariomycetes; Hypocreales; Nectriaceae. The record is from the annotation of a GenBank genome assembly.